Messenger RNA from Colletotrichum karsti, 732 nucleotides. RefSeq names its product ubiquinone biosynthesis protein COQ7. Gene Ontology annotation, biological process: ubiquinone biosynthetic process. The coding region runs from base 1 to 732 and encodes 243 amino acids. The transcript is spliced from 2 exons. Gene Ontology annotation, cellular component: mitochondrial inner membrane. Gene Ontology annotation, molecular function: 3-demethoxyubiquinol 3-hydroxylase activity. Lineage: Eukaryota; Fungi; Ascomycota; Sordariomycetes; Glomerellales; Glomerellaceae. The record is from RefSeq and is a predicted model, not a curated record.
AUGGCGUCGGUACGAUCAGCUUUGAGACCCUGCAGCAGUAUCGCAAGGCGGUCAACAUGCAGUGCGCAUGCGACGGCCCUGUGCAUCUCUCAGCGACAACUUUCGACGACCCCUAGGUCGCAGGCCGAGGCCGCCAGCAAAGCGCCACCUCGGCGCAAGCCCUUGACCCAGGAGCAGCGUGACUUCUUGUCCUCAGCCCUUCGAGUGAACCAAGCCGGAGAGCUUGCCGCGACGCUCAUUUACACUGCUCAAACCCCACCGAUCGUCAACCGACACCCGCACCUCCGACCCCUCAUGGCGCAUAUGUACGACCAGGAGGAAGGACAUCUCAAAACCUUCAACUCCCUGAUUCACAAACACCGAGUGCGCCCAACAGCGAUGUACCCUCUCUGGCAGGUUAUGGCAACAGGCCUGGGCUGGAGCACAGCAGUCAUGGGUCGCGAGGCGGCCAUGGCAUGUACGGAAGCCGUGGAGACGGAAAUCGGAGACCAUUACAACAAUCAGAUCCGCACGCUGCUGGAGAUGGUAACGGAGUGGGAGGCAGAAGGUUACGAGGUCGGACCUGAGUUCUCGGAUCUCAUCAAGACGUUGCGGAGAAUCAGAGAUGAAGAGUUGGAGCACCUGGACCAUGCUGUCGAGCACGAUGCUAAGAAAGCAGAGCCGCAUUGGCUGCUUACAGGCGUUAUUCGGGCAGGCUGCAAGGGUGCCAUCUGGGUCAGCGAAAAAAUAUAA